Phymastichus coffea is the source of this 2684-nucleotide messenger RNA. RefSeq lists its product as uncharacterized. The transcript has 9 exons. Gene Ontology annotation, biological process: peptide metabolic process; proteolysis. The coding region runs from base 81 to 2258 and encodes 725 amino acids. Gene Ontology annotation, molecular function: metalloendopeptidase activity. The record is from RefSeq and is a predicted model, not a curated record. Lineage: Eukaryota; Metazoa; Arthropoda; Insecta; Hymenoptera; Eulophidae.
UGCUGCAGACGAUCGCAUGUUGAAAAAUGUAUGUAAAUAGUUGAAGUUUAUUUAGUUUAGUUUCAUCGUAGCGAUACAUUAUGACGGCCCUCUUCUGUGCAAGGAGGAUCUUUUCCAUACGAACUAAUCUCUUAAAAACUCCACGUCGAAGUGAUAGCGGUUUUUACGUUCUCUUACCUGAAAUUGGUGAAGAUUUACCAGAAAAAAAUCCUUUACUGAAAGAAGAAACUUUACUUCCUGAAUUCAAUAAAGUAACAAUUGAAAAAUGUAUAGCAGCUGUAGGGAAGCAAAGUAUUGAAUUUGAACAAGGAUUGAAGUCCAUAGAAAAGGAAUGUGCAGAACCAGAAAAUAUCAACAUAUUUAGUGAUGUGUUGGAGCCAAUCGAAAAGUUUGAAAUGCCUCUACAAACUACUUGGGGUGUUUCAAAGAUUUUAUAUUUUGGAAAUCAAUCACUCAUGCCAACACAAAACUAUCUGCACAUUCAAAAAAGGGCAUGGUUAGCAAUUUGUCAAAAGUAUAACAGUAAACCAAUUUAUCAAGCAUGUAAGAAACAUAAUGAAAAAGGUGACCAGAACUGGACAGAAGAACAAAAGCGUAUUUUGACAAAAUUUUUACUGGAGGGUAAAUUAAAUGGACUAGAUUUGAAAAGUAAAGAUUAUUACUUUUUUCAAGAAUGCCUUAAAAGAAUUAACAGAAGAAGCGACGAGUUCCGACAGAAAGUUCAAUAUGCAACGAAGCUGGUCAAACAAAAAAUCACAGAUGCCAACAAAAUGAAAGGUUUUCCAGAUGAAUUUUUAAAACUUGUUGCUGUUGACCCAACACAAUAUGAAGUUGGGCCCUGGAUAAUUACACUUAAUCCUCAAAUUUUCCAAACAUUUAUGGAAUAUUGUCCAGAUUCUGCAUCAAGGUGGAAUCUCUGGAGGGCAAAAGUUUUAAGGUGCUCAGGUUAUGGAGAUCAUAUGUUGGAAACUAGUUCCCUUGUAAGUGGAAUAACUAAUGACAGACAUGAAAUGGCAAAAUACUUGGGGUUCAAAAGUUUUGCUGACAUGAGUAUGUCAACUAAAAUGGCUGGAAGCUUGGAAACAGUUUACGAAUUUCUGGAUACUCUCUUACAAUCAGCGUUUCCACGACAAGAAGAAGAAAUCAACGAGCUCACAGCCUUUGCCAAAGAACGUGGUUUCGACGGCCACAUGGAACAAUGGGACGUACCAUACUGGAUCAGAAAGCAAAAACGAUCGUUAUACAACUACGACGACGAAAUCUUAAAAGAAUACUUUCCUUUACCAAAAGUUAUGGAAGGUUUGUUUAACUUACUAAAGAAUUUAUUUAAUGUGGAGAUAGUUGAGCGGCAAAAGGUGGAUGUGUGGCAUAAGGAUGUACGUUUUUUUGACGUUUACGAUCUCGACAUAUCCUCUACUGAGCCUAGAGGUAGUUUUUAUUUUGAUCCAUACGCACGUGGCGAAGAAAAGCUUUCAGUCAAUAGGCAUUCAGGUUGGGUGCUACUUAUCAGAAAUAAAAGUGAAAUCAGUGGUAAUAUACCUCUCACGUCGAUUGUGUUCAAUUUCCAACCGCCUAAGGAUGGCAAACCGUCGAUGCUCACUUUCAACGCUGUGCAGGCAUUGUUUGGAAAUUUUGGUCAUAUGCUGCAGCAGAUUUUGACAACGACAAAAUCGUCAGAAACUGCGGGACUUUCGAAUGUCGAAUGGGACGCAUAUGGCACAAGUAAAAAUGUAUUGGCUCAUUGGGCUUAUGAACCUGACGUGUUAAAACAAAUUAGUUGUCACCGUGAAACGGGUGAAUCCCUCGAUGAUGACACUAUACAAAAUUUACGUCAAUCGCGUACUCAUAUGUCUGGAUAUAAUUUGUGCAAGGAAUUGUACCUUUCUAAAUUCGAUCUUGAUUUGCAUGUGAUAAUGCGGCCAUGGGAAUGGAUCAUGAAGAGGUGUUGGAAGAGACAUUUUGUUUUCCCCGAAGAUAAAAAAGAUUCUCAUGUAUGUUCAUGGGAUGGGAUAUUUGUUGACAAUAUGGGUGCUGCGUAUUACAGUGAACUGUGGUCGCGAAUGCUUGCCGCGGACGUAUACAGUGCUUUUCAAGAAGCACCAGUUGGCGAUGAAGAACAUCAACGGAAAAUUGCCAAGCGUUAUAAAGAAACAUUUUUAUCGUUGGGUGGUAGCGUACAUUCGAGCGAAGUUUUCAGACGAUUUCGUGGCAGAGAUCCAAGCUUAAAAGCUCUUCUGAAAAGCCUCAACCUUAACUAAAUUAUCAUGAAGGGAAUUCGUUGAACCUAAAUAAUCGGAAAUUGUGAUAGACAGAGAGUAGUAUUUUUUGUUGUUGAUGGUAUGGACAUUUUAUUGGGAUUCGACGGACGGAAGUUAAUUUUUUAGUACGAGUAAAACUGUAUGAUAAUAUUGAUUGUCUUACACGAGAAAAUCUGUUGUAAAGGAUUGAGAUUUUUUUGCGACUAGAAGCUUUGACAAUGAUACUGUUGUAUGCUUCAUGUUAAAUCACCAAUUUAAUUUAUGUAAGAAUACACAUUGUAAAUAUAAAACGUAUCGAUACUGUAAUUAUUGUAUUUUUUCAUUGGUUUACCAAAAUUUCUUGAGUAACAAUCAUUUCCAUCACAUUAGAAGCAAUUUUUUACUUUAAUAAUCACGAAAAUUAUAUACCUAUUUAUUAUAAACUUC